Molecule: messenger RNA, 4610 nt
Organism: Loxodonta africana (African savanna elephant)
Lineage: Eukaryota; Metazoa; Chordata; Mammalia; Proboscidea; Elephantidae
Gene: HTR2A
Product: 5-hydroxytryptamine receptor 2A
Exons: 3
Coding region: 639-2051 (470 amino acids)
Biological process (GO): phospholipase C-activating G protein-coupled receptor signaling pathway; response to xenobiotic stimulus; release of sequestered calcium ion into cytosol
Cellular component (GO): dendrite; plasma membrane
Molecular function (GO): G protein-coupled serotonin receptor activity; neurotransmitter receptor activity
Source: RefSeq, a predicted model, not a curated record
UUAAUCUUUGCUUAAGACCUUUUCUUUCUUUCUUUCUUUUAUUAACUAAGCAACAUAAUACAAGCUGAAAUUCCUGACAGCAGCUGUGGCAAUUCAGCUUAACACAGACUGAGAAGUAUAUAACCCAAAGUACAUCCAAUUACUAUGGAAUUAACACUGGAUGUAUUCUUAACUGACUGUCUUGAUGUAAAAUGCACACAGCCCAGCGGUUCUGGAUUGCAUGCUCUUUCAAAUUUCCAUGGUUAAGCUAGUGUGAGCCGCAUGACCAAAAGAAUGAGAUAUAGCUAAAAGAGAUUCUUGGCAGUUAUAAAACUUUUCUUUUUUGGCCAGGACCACGUUUUUCUCCCUGAAUGCUCAAAACUCCACAGCCUCUAUGCUAGAAGUUCAUUCUGCCUUUUUCACCUUGCUUGGGAGGAAACAGAGAACCAAGCCGUGGACUCUGCUAAAACUGAGACGGAAGAAAAUAUAAACAACGAUUGCAGGUCUUUAACUCUUCUUGUAAUAAUACGAGGGGAGACGCCAGCGAGGGAACCCAGUUUCAGUGUGACAGAGUGCGGGGACAUAAAGAUGGAUUGUCAUCAGAGGUUAUAAUUUGUUCAUUUUUCUGUGUUUCAUCUGUGAAAAGUUCCGGUUUAGCCAUGCCUAUUUUUUGUGAAGAAAACGCUUCUUUGAGCUUGACUCCGAACUCCUUAAGUCAAUUAAAUGAUGACACAAGGUUCUACGAUCACAAUUUUAACUCGGGAGAAGCUAACACCUCGGAUGCAUUUAACUGGACAGUGGACUCUGAAAAUCGGACAAACCUGUCCUGUGAAGGCUGCCUCUCACCACCGUGUUACUCCUUACUUCAUCUCCAGGAAAAAAACUGGUCUGCUUUGCUGACAGCUGUCGUGAUUAUUCUAACCAUUGCUGGAAACAUACUCGUCAUCAUGGCAGUGUCCCUAGAGAAAAAGCUGCAGAACGCCACCAACUACUUCCUGAUGUCACUUGCCAUAGCUGAUAUGCUGCUGGGCUUCCUUGUGAUGCCCGUGUCCAUGCUAACCAUCCUGUAUGGGUACCGGUGGCCUCUGCCCAGCAAGCUGUGUGCGGUCUGGAUCUACCUGGACGUGCUCUUCUCCACCGCCUCCAUCAUGCACCUGUGUGCCAUCUCGCUGGACCGCUAUGUCGCCAUCCAGAACCCAAUCCAUCACAGCCGCUUCAACUCCAGAACAAAGGCCUUUCUGAAAAUCAUCGCUGUUUGGACCAUCUCAGUAGGUAUUUCCAUGCCAAUACCCGUCUUUGGGCUACAGGAUGAUUCCAAGGUCUUUAAGGAAGGGAGUUGCUUACUUGCCGACGAUAACUUUGUCCUGAUAGGCUCCUUUGUGUCAUUUUUCAUUCCUUUAACCAUCAUGGUGAUCACCUACUUUUUAACUAUCAAGUCACUCCAGAAAGAAGCUACUUUGUGUGUGAGUGAGCUUGGCACUCGGGCCAAACUAGCUUCUUUCAGCUUUCUCCCUCAGAGCUCCCUGUCUUCAGAGAAGCUUUUCCAGCGCUCCAUCCACAGGGAGCCAGGGUCCCACGGCAGGAGAACUAUGCAGUCCAUCAGCAACGAGCAGAAGGCGUGCAAGGUGCUGGGCAUCGUCUUCUUCCUGUUCGUGGUGAUGUGGUGUCCCUUCUUCAUCACCAACAUCAUGGCCGUCAUCUGCAAAGAGUCCUGCAAUGAGGACGUCAUCGGAGCCCUGCUCAACGUGUUCGUGUGGAUCGGUUACCUCUCCUCAGCGGUCAACCCACUUGUGUACACGCUGUUCAAUAAGACCUACAGGUCAGCUUUUUCACGGUACAUUCAAUGUCGGUACAAGGAAAACAAGAAACCGCUGCAGUUAAUUUUAGUGAACACUAUACCAGCCUUGGCCUACAAGUCUAGUCAACUCCAAACAGGCCAGGGGAAGAAUGCAAAGAAAGACGCCAAGACGACAGAGAAUGACUGCUCGCUGGUUGCUCUAGGAAAACAACAGGUAGAAGACACUUCUACAGACAAUGUCAACACAAUGAAUGAAAAGGUUAGCUGUUUGUGAUAGGCUGGUUGCCAUGGUAACUGUGGCCAGGCACACUGAGCAAGUUUUCACCUAUAUGGAAAAAAAAAGAAUAGGAAGACUGGAAAAAAAAAAAAUUAGGCCAGUCUAAUAGAACCGACAAUAACAUCAGUAUGCGCCUCAUUUUAUUCUGUCAAUGAAAAGCAGGGUAAAUGCCACAAAAUGUGCACUUCUAUAAUGUCCUGACAGCAUGUCCAGCUGUGAGUUUUAUGGUAUUUAUUUUUAACAUUGUAAAAGGUAUGUCUUUAAAAUAAUUAGCUUUCAUUGUAUAGUUACGAUGAGGCCAUAAAUAAAUCUAAAUUAAUUUUGGUUUUUGAAUGGAAACCUUGCUAGUGUGUUGUUAAUUGAUGGCAUUGUGUUUCGUGGUUACCUCUUGCUGUGAACAUAAAUAGCUAUAAAUAGUGAAAAUCUGUUGACAAUAUUGGCCUCUUACAUAAAGGAAGACUCUCAUGAAAACUUACCAUCAUCUAUAUUUUGAAAGACAAAGAAAACACUAAGGACAGUGUUACGCAAUCUGUAUUGCUAAAAUAACGAAAUACUUCACGACAUUUUUUAUUCCUGCUUUUUCAUAGAUGCCAUUUCAAAGUAUUCAUAAGGUCGCUGACAUUUGCGGCAUUUCAAGUUAAUUCCUCUCAGAAGUGAAAAAGACUUUAAAUGUUAUUUAAUAACUACUGCUGCUUUCUCUUCUACUUCUUGUGCUUUGCUCUGAAUUUCCAACGUGCUCUUGUUUCGUGUUUGUUCUACUAGGUAAAUUAUCAAAAGGAUAGCUUAACAGUACCAAAUACAUUUCUAGAAAUUGCUUCUUUAAAACCGCAGCACAGAGGUAUGGGGUGGCUUCCUCUGUAAUGACUGCAUCAUGCAUGCGCUUCUUUGAGCAGUAAGCAGUAUGUUGAUGUAACUCCGUCAAGAUUGAGAAAUAAACUCAGGUUUCUGGUUGUUAAAGGCAGUGUCUUAGGACAGCUCUGUAAAAAGCAGGUAUCUUCCCCAUCGACAGCCACCGGAUAAAUUGAUGCUUUCAGAUCGGUCUUUAUUAUGUACUAAAACUAUUCAGCUUGCUUCCACACUCAUCUACUGAGUGUAUACCACAGGUGAAGCCAUUCGCUAGGUAAACCAGGUGCUGUCAAGUUGACUCUGACUCAUGGUGACCCCGUGUGUGUGACAGCUGGACUGUGCUCCAUAUCAGUAGCUGAUUUUUCAGAAGUAGAUCGCCAGACCUUUCUUCCAAAGCACCUGUGAGUGGACUUGAACCACCAACCUUUCCGUUAGCAACCAAGAGCAUGAACUGAUUACACUACUUGGAGCUCCAAUUUGCUAGGUACUAGGUUAGGGAAACCCUGGUGACGUCGUGGUUAAGUGCUACAGCUGCUAACCAAAGGGUUGGCAGUUUGAAUCCAUCAGGUGCUCCUGGGAAACUCUAUGGGGCAGUUCUACUCUGUCCUAUAGGGUCACUAUUGAGACUUGACUGCACUGGGUAGGGAUAUAAAGGAGCCCUGGUAGUGCAGUAGUUAAAAGCUCGGCUGCUAAUCAAAGAGUCAGCAGUUUGAAGCCGCAAGCUGCUUCUUCGGAAACCCUAUGGGGCAGUUCUACUCUGUCCUAUAGGGUCGCUAUGAGUCAGAAUCGACUUGACAGCAAUGGGUUUUGGGUUUUUGAAUAAAACAAAUCCCUGCCCUUAAAGAAAAUAACUAAACUAAAAUUGUUCUUCUCAAAAUACAAGACUUCUUUUGAGAAUCAGUUAAAUUGAUUUCUUUUUACCUGGUUCAAAAACAAAUUUUCUUCAACUCUGAAGGUAGUAUUCUCAAAUAAGUUUUCCUGAUUGGUUGCCAUUGAAUUCCAAACAAACAAAAGGGGAAGAAAAAAACAAGAUAAAAAUGGCAAUUAAUUUAGAAAUACACACUUCAGCCUGAACCCAAGGUAUGACUACCAAGUGUCAUGAAAGAUUUCUACUGUCCCUCUCUAAAAAUUAACUCAUUUCAGUAUUACUCACCAACACUGGACUCUCUAAUAAAGAAGCAGGUAAUAUAAUAUUUUGUAGAAAAAUUUGCUAAAGAGAUUAACAGCAGUUAAUUCACCCUGACAGAAUAGAACUGCCCCAUAGGGUUUCCAAGGAGCGGCUGGUGGAUUUGGUCGACCUUUCAGUUAGCAGUGGAGUGCUUAACCACUGCACUGCUAGGGCUCCUGAUGCUGUUACUCAAUGUUAAGUUGCACAUUGUUGCUGAAUUAGAUGUAGGAUAUGUGAUUACAAUACUAAAGCAUUUCAUAUUGAAUGAAAAAUAGCUUUUUCCCUAAGCCUUUUGAAAAAAUGAAGAGAUUUUAAAAACUGAAGCAUAUGAGAGGUGCCGUUGUGUAAUGUGGAAAUGCAUUAGGUCUAUCCUAAUUGUGUCCUUAGAGAUACAUUGUUGACUUGAAAAGAUGGUUUGCUAUUUCAAAGCUAGAAUUUAUAGUAAGCCGUUAGUACCAAGCCUUCAUUUGACUGACUACUCCUUAUGAUUUUAUAUACUAACUGGUAAAAAUAUAAAUGACUCUGUUCUAGUAAUAUAUUUU